AUGGGGCGCGGGUGGGCGGGGCGCGAGGGUUCUAGCAGCUUCCAGAGGGCGGCGCGUUGUCGGCGGGAGCGGAGCCGAGCCGGGGUGCCAUGGAGGAGGCGCAGGAGCUGAAGGAGCGGGGGAACCGGGCGCUGGCGGCGGGGGACGUGGCGGGGGCCCUGCGCCAUUACACGGCCGCCAUCGCCCUCGACGGCCGCAACCACGUCCUCUUCAGCAACCGCUCGGCCGCCUACGCCCGCCAGGGCGACUACGCCCGCGCCCUGGCCGACGCCUGCCGCACCCUCGAGCUGCGCCCCGACUGGGCCAAGGGGUACUCGCGCAAGGCGGCCGCGCUGGAGUUCCUGCACCGCUUCGAGGAGGCCAAGGCGGCGUACGAGGAGGGGCUCAAGCACGAGCCGGGCAACGCGCAGCUGAAGGAGGGGCUGCGGGGCGUGGAGGCGCGGCUGGCCGAGCGGAAGCUGCUGAACCCCUUCAGCGUGCCGGACCUGUACGGGCGGCUGGAGGGGGACCCCCGAACCCGGGCACUGCUGGGGGACCCCGAGUACCGGCAGCUGCUGGAGCAGCUGCGCAGCCACCCGGCCCAGCUGGGCACGAAGCUGCAGGACCCCCGGGUGAUGACGACCCUGAGUGUGCUGCUGGGGGUGGACCUGAGCGGGGCCGAGGAAGAGGAGGAGGCCCCUUCCCCACCUCCCCCGCCCCCUCCCCAGCCCCCCGCCCAGCCCCCCCCACCCCAGGAGCUCCCUGAAAACAAGAAGGAGGCCCAGCGGGAGAAGGAACUGGGCAACGCCGCCUACAAGCGGAAGGAGUUCCCCACCGCCCUGGCUCACUACACCCGCGCCGAGGAGCUGGACCCCACCAACAUGACCUACGUCACCAACCAAGCGGCCGUAUACUUCGAGACGGGCGACUACAACCGCUGCCGGGAGCUGUGUGAGAAGGCCAUCGAGGUGGGGCGGGAGAACCGGGAGGACUACAGGCAGAUUGCUAAGGCGUACGCUCGCAUCGGGAACUCGUACCUGCGGGAGGAGCGGUACAAAGAGGCCGUCAACUUCUACAACAAGUCCUUAGCCGAGCACCGCACGCCCGACGUGCUCAAGAAGUGCCAGCAGGCAGAGAAGAUCCUGAAGGAGCAGGAGCGGUUGGCGUACAUCGACCCCGACCUGGCGCUGGAGGAGAAGAAUAAAGGCAACGAGUGCUUUCAGCGAGGGGACUACCCCCAGGCCAUGAAGCACUACAGCGAGGCCAUUCGCCGCAACCCCCACGAGGCUCGGCUCUACAGCAACCGCGCCGCCUGCUACACCAAGCUGCUGGAGUUCCCUCUGGCCCUCAAGGACUGCGAGGAGUGCAUCCGCCUGGAGCCCUCCUUCAUCAAGGGCUACACGCGGAAGGCGGCGGCGCUGGAGGCCAUGAAGGAUUACAGCAAAGCCAUGGACGUCUACCAGCGGGCCCUGGACCUCGACCCCGCCUGUAAGGAGGCGGGGGAGGGCUACCAGCGCUGCCUGCUGGCCCAGUACAACCGGCAGGACACCCCCGAGGAGGUGAAGCGCCGCGCCAUGGCCGACCCCGAGGUGCAGCAGAUCAUGAGCGACCCCGCCAUGCGCCUCAUCCUCGAGCAGAUGCAGAAGGACCCCCAGGCCCUCAGCGAGCACCUGAAGAACCCCGUCAUCGCCCAGAAGAUCCAGAAGCUGAUGGAUGUGGGGCUCAUCGCCAUCCGGUGACGUCCCCCCCCCCCGGGGACCCCCCCGACCCCCCCGGGAUGCGGCUGUGGGGGGUCCCGGGGGGGUCGGGGGGUGCUGCCCCUCCCACCCCCCCCAUCCUGUGCUGGUUGUGGGGCGCCGCGGCCCCCAAUAAAGAGCGGAGCAGUU
This is a messenger RNA of Phalacrocorax carbo (great cormorant), 1865 nucleotides long. The record is from RefSeq and is a predicted model, not a curated record. NCBI's taxonomy places the organism in Eukaryota, Metazoa, Chordata, Aves, Suliformes, Phalacrocoracidae.